UGUCUUUAUCCUGGAAGGGAAGUUACACCCCAUUGAUAUAUAACCGCAUAUUAUCUUCCGUUUCAUACAAUGAACUGAAAAACUGCAAGUAUUAAUUUCGCACAACCAGUUAAUCGUUAGCUAUCUUUUCUAUCCCCUAAGAAACAAACUAUAUGGCCGCGCAGGCGCUGCAGUAACUACUGAUAUUGAAAUGCAUUGUCAGUAGUAAAGAUCAGUAUCUGACGCGCCUUUCGCGAAUUAAACACAAUGCGUUUGUCUCACAAAUCCAAGGAAGAUGUUUAUAAACGAAAUAACAAUUAUAGUCUCCAAUUAAAUCGUUGGAUUUUAAAGUCGAUAGGCAUUUGGCCCGAAUCACCUACAAGUUCGAUUAUCGAAAAGAUUUUAUCAAAAAUUAUAAGAAUAGUAUGUUACUCCUUAAUAGCUCUCACUGUCAUACCGUCUAUCUUGUAUAUACUUUUUGAAGAGAAAGACUUUCGUUUGAAACUACAAGCUAUAGGACCCACGAGUCAUUGGCUCAUGGGCGGUAUGAAUUAUUCCUCCCUAUUAUAUCAAAAUAAACAAAUACGUAAAUCCAUCGUGCACAUGGAAACCGAUUGGCGUAUGGUGAACAGAGACGACGAUCGGGAAGUGAUGCUGAGAAAUGCGAGAGUCGGUCGCAUUAUAGCAGUGGUUUGUGCAUUGAUCAUGCAAGGUGGUGUUCUCGGUAAUAACGUGGCGAAAGGAUUAUCACCUCUGAUCAUGGUUAUCGGCAAUGAAACAAUAACAAUUGGUCGCUUACCAUUACCGUCUUACAACAAAAUCGUGGAUACCAGAUUCAGUCCGAUCUACGAAAUCCUAUUUACGUUACAAUUUAUUUCUGGCAUAAUAGUAAAUAGCACCACGGUCGGUGCGUGUGGUCUCGCUGCAGUUUUUACGAUGCACGCCUGUGGUCAGCUUAACAUAGUGAUGUUGAGACUCGAGGAACUAGUCGAAGGAAAACGGCACGAAAUUGUAGUUACAAAAAAACUGGCGAAUCUCGUCGAACAUCAUUUGCGGACAUUAAGGUUUAUUUCGCGCAUGGAAAUAAUUAUGCGUCAAAUUUGUUUUGUGGAAUUAGUCGGAUGUACAUUCAACUUAUGUAUGCUUGGAUAUUACACUAUUUCGGGAUGGCACGAGGAAGAUACAAAUACUUUAAUAACGUAUUUAAUUAUUUUUAUGUCGAUGAUGUUUAACAUCUUCAUUUUUUGCUACAUCGGUGAACUCGUUACGGAACAGUGUAAAAAAGUGGGUGAGGCAGCUUAUAUGAUAAAUUGGUAUCAAUUGCCGCGUAAAACUGUGCUCGGUCUAAUUUUAGUUCUUAUACGAUCAAGCAUAGUUAUCAAAAUCACUGGUGGAAAAAUAUUUCAUAUGUCAAUCGCAACUUUCGGUGAUGUAAUUAAAACAUCUGUGGCAUACUUGAAUAUGCUUAGAACUUUAACCAUGUAA
Molecule: messenger RNA, 1464 nt
Organism: Cataglyphis hispanica
Lineage: Eukaryota; Metazoa; Arthropoda; Insecta; Hymenoptera; Formicidae
Product: odorant receptor 4-like
Exons: 5
Coding region: 247-1464 (405 amino acids)
Biological process (GO): detection of chemical stimulus involved in sensory perception of smell; sensory perception of smell
Cellular component (GO): plasma membrane
Molecular function (GO): olfactory receptor activity; odorant binding
Source: RefSeq, a predicted model, not a curated record